Messenger RNA from Dicrocoelium dendriticum, 982 nucleotides. The record is from the annotation of a GenBank genome assembly. Lineage: Eukaryota; Metazoa; Platyhelminthes; Trematoda; Plagiorchiida; Dicrocoeliidae.
AUUAACGUCAUCCAUUGCGAUCAUGUAUUUGGUGAAUAAAAUAAGUAGAGGAAAUGGUUCAGCCUUUUAUUUGGCUUAUGCGUCCAGUGUCUAUUUCCAUUGUUUGGCAAUUGCCAGUUGCAUUUAACUACAUCGGUUAUCCGCUACCAUAACAACCAGGGCAGGGGCAAUGCCUCCAAGUAGUGUUCACAGCCUCAAGAGCCAAGGAAGCAGUUUACAAUCAAACAGAUCGAAUUGCUCAAGAAAAUCGAAGGGGUAUUCUUACCGCACCAUAGGUAGACAAUCAGUAGUUGAUGAAAAUCUUUUCGGGGACCCUAACAGACUAAAGGAGAAACAGAAGAACACUAACAAUAUCAACAGCAAGGAGGAGGCUCAAAUUAAUGUUUUUCGCCCUGGUAUAUCUGAAACAAACUGCGAAAAGGAGCGGAUUUUCAGGGGCACUCGACGCAUAAAACACGUCGCCAGUGACCUUAUAAGGGAACUUAUAAUUCCUGAGGAGGAACCUAACACGAAAUCUAUUAUUUUGACUCAAGAUAAGUACAAUGAGCUCAAAGAGAAGGCACAUGUAAUCAACGAUGAUGACGAGAGGACAGCUAUCCAAAAAGCCAAAGCGGCCAAAGAAGCAGAAGCAGCAGCCUCUUUGGCCAGAAAGGAAGAAAUGCGCAAACACGAUUUGGCUCGAACGAAAAAUACCAAACUAACAGAUUUGGAGGAGGAGGCAAGAAAGCAAGCCGAUGUACUGUUGCAGAAGGCGUUGGAACAACGACAAGAUCAGGAGGAUGAAAUCCGAGAGUUGAAUGAGCUUAUUCGGAAUGCCAAAAUCCAAGCAAUCAGGGAUGAGCAAAUUUUAGAGAAGCAGCAAAUUCGAAAAGAGUUGAGUGAAGAAGAACUACGCUUGGACAACAUGAUGGAGCUGGCGCGCCAGAAUGCGAUUCGUAUCCAGGAAGAAAUUGAUAAAAAGCGAAAGGAACAGGUGGGUUAA